Aureobasidium namibiae CBS 147.97 is the source of this 1632-nucleotide messenger RNA. RefSeq names its product putative cytochrome P450. Gene Ontology annotation, molecular function: iron ion binding; monooxygenase activity; heme binding. The transcript has 3 exons. The coding region runs from base 1 to 1632 and encodes 543 amino acids. Lineage: Eukaryota; Fungi; Ascomycota; Dothideomycetes; Dothideales; Saccotheciaceae. The record is from RefSeq and is a predicted model, not a curated record.
AUGUUCUCGAUUGUCACCGCCGCUGGCAUUUUUCUGGCCUUUGCACUUGGAGCAUGGUAUUCCUUCGGUCUGGGUUCCAGACCCAAGGACUAUCCACCGGGACCUCCUACUCUACCGAUAAUUGGCAAUCUACAUCAAAUCCCAAGCAAGAACGAGUACCUUCAGUUCGACAAAUGGGCUAAGGAGUAUGGACCCAUCUACAGCAUCAUGGUUGGUAGCCGACCAGUUAUCGUAAUAAGCAGUGUGGACAUCGUCAGAGAUCUGUUCGACAAGCGCGGUGCUAUCUACUCUGAUCGUCCGGAGGCUUACGCGGCGAAACAUGUGCCAGUGUCGAAACUUCGAAUGGCCUUCAUGCGCUACACUCCUCUGUGGCGUACAUUGCGCAAAGUGACUCACUCUCUGCUGUCUAUCAACGCCGUCAAGAACUAUGAUCCCUAUCAGGAGCUCGAACGCAAGCAGAUGUUAGAUGAAAUGCUUACAAAUCCCGACGACUUCUUCUCCAGUCUACAGAGAUUCACGACGUCCCUGACCGCUACUCUUCUGUUCGGUUGGAGAGCUCCAUCAGCCGCCGACCCAAAGCUGCUCAAGCUUGAUCGUGAGUUUGCUGCUCUACAAGCUGCUCUUGGUACAGCAGCAGCAGCUCUACUUGAUGCUUUCCCCGUCCUGAGAUUUUUGCCUGAUGCUCUUCUUCCUGUCAAAGGCAGAGUUCGUCUCGCACUACAGAUGGGCCACGAAGUCCACAUGGAAAACUGGUACGCCGUCAAGGAGAACCUUAAGAACGGAACUCUGAGUCCCUGCAUGAGUGUCGGACUUGCUAAGGCACAAGAGAAGGAAGGUAUCACAGAUGUCGAAGCUGCUUACACCGUAGGAAAUAUCCUCGAAGGCGGCAUGGAGACUACAUCAACCACUUUGUAUGCCUUCAUCCAAGCCAUGUUAUUGUUCCCCGAAGUCCAAGCAAGAGCACAGGAAGAGAUCGAUCGAGUCGUGGGACCAGAUCGUCUGCCAGUCAUGGCUGAUGCAGCCAACUUGCCUUACAUCCGGCGGUGUGUAAAAGAGAUCGUGCGAUGGUUUGUGGUUGGACCUCUGGGCGCGGUUCCUCAUGCUUGCACCCGAGACGACGAGUAUAUGGGCUACAAAAUUCCAAAGGGAGCACCCAUCAUGUUGAAUGCGUGGGCGAUUAUGACAGAUCCAAACCGAUACACAGAACCUCGCCGCUUCAACCCCGAUCGCUUUGCCGAUGAUAGUGAUGGCCUAUCCAUGGCGGAGAUGGCAGCUCAUCCAGACCCAAGCAAGAGAGAUACUGUAGGCUUCGGAGCUGGUCGACGCAUCUGCCCGGGCAUGCAUGUUGCUGACAGAAGCUUAUUUCUUGGUAUCACAGGCAUCUUGUGGUCGUUUUCGAUCACACCCAAGAAAGAUGCUCAGGGUGAAGAUAUGUUGCCUGAUGCCGACAACUUGGUUGUUGCCAUCUCAGCUAGACCUGAAGCUUUCGAAGCAAACAUCCUGCCUCGUGAUGAGAAAAGGGCGCGUAUCAUCAGAGAACAAUGGGAGGAUGCUCAGAGACUGCUUGAUCCUGACACUAAGCAGUGGAAGGAAGCGCCGGCAGGUGACUGGGAUUCUUCUCUCAAAGUGUGA